Notechis scutatus (mainland tiger snake) is the source of this 339-nucleotide messenger RNA. NCBI's taxonomy places the organism in Eukaryota, Metazoa, Chordata, Lepidosauria, Squamata, Elapidae. The record is from RefSeq and is a predicted model, not a curated record.
AUGCAUGAAAGUCUCAACCUCUUCAGCAGCAUCUGUAACCACAAAUACUUUGCCAGUACUUCUAUUGUGCUGUUUCUCAACAAGAAAGACCUUUUCCAAGAAAAAAUCACUAAAACCAACCUCUGUGUCUGCUUUCCAGAAUACGAUGGACCCAACACUUUUGAAGACGCUGGAAAUUAUAUUAAGAAACAAUUUUUAGACCUGAACACCAGAAAAGAAGACAAGGAGAUCUACGCCCACUUGACUUGUGCCACAGACACUCAGAACAUGAAAUUUGUGUUUGACGCUGUAACAGAUAUAAUCAUCAAAGAGAACCUCAAAGAUUGUGGACUCUUUUAA